Messenger RNA from Salvelinus sp. IW2-2015, 1771 nucleotides. RefSeq names its product protein O-mannosyl-transferase TMTC1-like. NCBI's taxonomy places the organism in Eukaryota, Metazoa, Chordata, Actinopteri, Salmoniformes, Salmonidae. Gene Ontology annotation, molecular function: mannosyltransferase activity. The record is from RefSeq and is a predicted model, not a curated record. Gene Ontology annotation, biological process: protein O-linked glycosylation via mannose.
UCCUGCAAGAACCCCCACCAACUAAGGAGGUUCCUCGAUGAACCCCACCUCCUAUGGAGGUUCUUCUUGGAAUAACCUUUUUAGGGGCAAUUUUCAGUGCCAAGAACCCUAAGGUUUUUUGAGGAUCUUAGAAGAACCCUUGUUGAACCCCUCAUUUUUGUGUGUGUAUAAUAACCCGCUUAGCAGGGUAAGAGUCAGUGACCUCGAGCUCACAGAGACAGACAAGGUCUUUGUUUUCUCAUCUCUCCCACUCAGACUGACAGGACACGGGCAUGUAUCUAACUCACUCUAUUAGCGCGUCCCCGCAUGGCCCGUCCUAGACAAUCAUUCGUUUAUUGUUGUCCUAGUCUAAAGAUAAAGGUCAUGUCGGCUGAAACAGUACGCCGCGCGCUAUUGAUUUUCGAUCUAGAUGGUGCUAAUGAACCUCUCUAGCUCUGCGAAGGCCCGUACUGCGCCGUGCGCAUGCGUCAAGAGGAGGCUUCUCAUUUCGCUGGCUGCUUCAUAGUCAGUCCCCGCAGCCCACAGUAGGCAACAACAGUCGCUACCUGCCUGUCUAGCGGAACGGAUAUGGCUKCCCACUCACCCCGGCUUUUUCCCAGACCCAAGCGGCUUGUUGCCAUGCAAGGGCCGACAUGACAGUACACGGACGAGAGAAGACCCCUGGCCGGCUCCGCCUGUCGGUCCCGUUAGAAGCAGGGAGAGGAGCGGGUCGAUAUGCCGUGUUGCUGGCUCUGUGCGCGCUGUGCUACAGCAACUCUCUGCACGGGGAGUUCGUGCACGACGAUGUGUGGGCUAUCAGCAAUAACCCCGACGUCCGGCCCGGGUCCAGCCUGCAGAGCAUCUUCUCCAACGACUUUUGGGGCAAGAGGAUGGCGGACAACACAAGCCACAAGUCCUACAGACCGUUAUGCAUCCUCACCUUCAAAUUGAACAUCCUCUUGGGUGGAAUGACCCCUCUCUACUUCCAUGUGGUCAACGUGUGUCUUCACUGUGCCGUGACCUGUCUGCUCAUGCACACGUGUGAUCGUUGCGUGUUCGACGACCACCGUCUGGCCUUCCUCACCGCCCUCCUCUUCGCUGUGCACCCCAUACACACUGAGGCUGUGUCUGGUAUCGUGGGCAGGGCGGAUGUCUUGGCCUGCAUGUUGUUCCUCCUGGCCUUUCUCUCCUAUAUUAGGAGUGUGGGUGUGUGUGAUUCUGCAGACUGUCUGCCCUCCACUGUGUCUGUGUGGGCGCUGGGUGCCAGUCUGCUGCUGGGUACCUGUGCCAUGCUGGUCAAGGAGACGGGCAUCACCGUCUUCGGGGUGUGUGUGUUCUACGACGCCCUGGUGCUCUGCCGCAAGCCCCUCCUCUUACAUGCACCCCAACUCUCUCUACAUGACUGACAUUCAUUCAGUGGACCGGAUCUCCUCUUCCUCUUUACCAUUCGCCACAGAAGAUCUGUUAUCACAACAGGAUAUACACAGUGAUGCAUCAUCCACUUAAGAUUUGGAGUGUAUAUGCCCCAUUGUCUUUAGCCCGUGGAAUGUCGAACCUAGAAAUAUAUAGACAUAAUAAUAAUCAGUCAUGCAACUUUUAAUACUGUUUUUAUUCAGGUUAAUUUCCUUUUGAUUAGUUUUCCUUUUCAGUAAAUACAAAUAAAUUAUUGUAAGGCUCAGACAGAAAUCAGAGUCAAUGUUUUAUUUGAUUGUAAGAUUUCAGAUGACAGUAGUUGAAAUGCUAAUCAUUUGUAAUAUCACUUGAUUAAACAUGCAUGCAUAUUUAUGUUUAA